Messenger RNA from Pseudogymnoascus destructans, 779 nucleotides. RefSeq lists its product as uncharacterized. Bases 201 to 779 code for a protein of 192 amino acids. NCBI's taxonomy places the organism in Eukaryota, Fungi, Ascomycota, Leotiomycetes, Thelebolales, Thelebolaceae. The transcript has 3 exons. The record is from RefSeq and is a predicted model, not a curated record.
CCCCCCUAAAUCUUAAAAUAGGAUCUCAACCUCCUCGAUCCCACCUCGUCUCGAUCCUGCUGUUUCCAACUUCACAUUUUGUCUCUCCUACCAUACAUUUCAAAAUUCACCUUUUUUCCAAUUCACACUCGUUUUUGCUUGCCAUAUCCAUUCCGAUUCUACAAAAGCUCACCAGGUCUUAUCUUAAAUCUACAGCAAACAUGCGUUUCUCCACCAUCUUCCUGUCCACGGUCGUCGCCGCCCUCUCUGUCCAGGCUCAGGCCAACAACGGAACUGCCACCACCGUGAGCCCAGUUGUCUCCGGAACCGCAAAGCCCAACGCAGGCCAGCAGGCCACCACCGUCUGCCUCGAGGCUUGCCCCUCCAACGACAACGACUGCCGCGCCAAGUGCCAGCUCCUCGCCAACUCCGUGAACCCCAAAAUUGACUGCCAGGCCGCCUGCCCCAAGGGUGACGGCAGCGCUGCCGCCAACCUGUCCUACAGGAACUGCUUCCAGAGCUGCGCCUCCAUCUCUCCGGAGCCAACCGCCUCUGAGACUUCCCGUGCUGUUGCUUCCUCUACCCCAACUGGCACUGGAUCUGGAUCUGGAACUGGAACUGGCUCCGGCACUGGCUCCGGCUCUGGUGGGGCCUCUUCGUCCGGCUCCGGCUCCGACGUGAAGGCCUCCGGCACCGGUGCUGCCCCAUCCGCCACCAAAACCGGUGCUGCCGCCAACAUGGCCGUCAGCGUCUCCGUUGGUGCUGGUCUCGGUCUGUUCGCCAUGAUGCUCGCAUUGUAA